Stegostoma tigrinum is the source of this 1023-nucleotide messenger RNA. RefSeq names its product ferritin, heavy subunit-like. Gene Ontology annotation, cellular component: cytoplasm. Gene Ontology annotation, molecular function: ferric iron binding; ferrous iron binding. Bases 1 to 1023 code for a protein of 340 amino acids. Gene Ontology annotation, biological process: iron ion transport; intracellular iron ion homeostasis. Lineage: Eukaryota; Metazoa; Chordata; Chondrichthyes; Orectolobiformes; Stegostomatidae. The record is from RefSeq and is a predicted model, not a curated record. The transcript is spliced from 7 exons.
AUGGAGAUAGAGACGUUGAACGUGCGAUCUGCUUCCUGCAGCAGUUUUACAAGGAGGCCUGAGGUCUACCGUGUGCCUGAGGCGCUCAGCACAUUUAGCAUUUUGCUUUUCAAACUGGGCUUCAUGAGACCCAAUGUCAAGGAGAUCACAGCAGUUGAUGCUGGUUCUAAGUUUGUCACUUUUGUUGUCAGUAAAGUAAAACAAACUCCUCAUCACAAAAUGGCCUCCCAGAUCAGUCAGAAUUAUCACCAGGAUUGUGAAGCUGCUGUCAACAAGCAGAUUAAUGUGGAGCUCACUGCCUCCUAUCUCUAUCAGUCUUUGAUAAUCUACUUUGACUGGGACGAUGUUGCCCUUCCCCAUUUCUCCCGGUUCUUCAAAGAUCAGUCCCAGGAGAAGCGGGAACAUGCAGAGAAGCUGCUGAAAUUCCAGAAUCAGCGUGGAGGCCGAGUCCUCCUCCAGGAUGUGAAGAAGCCAGAGAGGGAUGAGUGGGGUAACAGCCUGCAGGCAAUGCAGGUUGCCCUGGAUCUGGAGAAGAAUGUGAACCAGAGUUUGUUGGAUCUACACCAACUCGCCACAGCCCAGACUGACCCUCAUAUGUCCUACUUUGACCGGGAUGACGUUGCCCUCCCCCAUUUCUCCCGGUUCUUCAAAGAUCAGUCCCAGGAGAAGCGGGAACAUGCAGAGAAACUGCUGAAAUUCCAGAAUCAGCGUGGAGGCCGAGUCCUCCUCCAGGAUGUGAAGAAGCCAGAGAGGGAUGAGUGGGGUAACAGCCUGCAGGCAAUGCAGGUUGCCCUGGAUCUGGAGAAGAAUGUGAACCAGAGUUUGCUGGAUCUACACCAACUCGCCACAGCCCAGACUGACCCUCAUCUGUGUGACUUCCUGGAGACUCACUAUUUGGAUGAGGAGGUGGAGAUCAUCAAGCAACUUGGGGACUACAUCACCAACCUGAAGCGCCUGGGAGCCCCUGAGAAUGGGAUGGGAGAGUACCUGUUUGACAGGCUCUCCCUGGAGGACAGCAGUUAG